Messenger RNA from Marasmius oreades (fairy-ring Marasmius), 1176 nucleotides. RefSeq lists its product as uncharacterized. Gene Ontology annotation, biological process: D-sorbitol catabolic process. Bases 1 to 1176 code for a protein of 391 amino acids. The record is from RefSeq and is a predicted model, not a curated record. Gene Ontology annotation, molecular function: L-iditol 2-dehydrogenase (NAD+) activity; zinc ion binding. Lineage: Eukaryota; Fungi; Basidiomycota; Agaricomycetes; Agaricales; Marasmiaceae. The transcript has 9 exons.
AUGUCUUCCACCACUACGACGUUACUACCAGUCGUAGGCAACCCUGCCACGUACGACCCUCGCAUCGUCCUCGAUCAUCCUGAAUUCAGAAUCCUGUCGUCAGGAGAAACACCAGCCAAGACUGUGAACAUUGCUGCUUUCUAUAACCCAGCUCAUGAAAUACAUCUCGUAGAAAAGCCUCGUCCCAAACCCGGUCCAGGACAAGUUCUUGUGCACGUCAAAGCUACUGGAAUUUGCGGGAGCGACGUGCAUUUCUGGAAACAUGGUCAGAUCGGGCCGACGAUGGUUGUCAGAGAUGAGUGUGGAUCUGGUCAUGAAAGUGCAGGAGAAGUUGUUGAAGUCGGGGAGGGAGUGACUCUAUGGAAAGUCGGUGAUCGUGUUGCACUUGAGAAUGGCGUUCCAUGCUCUCUUCCAUCUUGCGACCCAUGUCGCUUAGGGCACUAUAACGGUUGCCCAGAUUCAGUCUUUUUCUCAACCCCUCCGUACCACGGUACUCUAACGAGGUGGCACGUUCACCCUGCUCAAUGGCUUCACCGUCUACCCGAUAACGUCUCCUUCGAGGAGGGAUCCCUUUGCGAGCCUUUGGCAGUAGCGCUGGCGGGAAUCGAGCGUUCUGGACUGCGUCUUGGCGAUCCUACUCUAAUUUGUGGCGCCGGACCGAUUGGCUUGGUUGCUUUACUUAGCGCAAGAGCUGCAGGAGCAGAGCCCAUCGUGAUUACCGACCUUGUCCAAAGUCGCCUUGACUUCGCAAAGAAGCUGGUUCCAGGCGUACGAACUGUACUCAUCGAUCGCAACAUAACACCUCAAGAGCAAGCCGAAAGCAUUAAACAGGUUGCAGAUGGUGCGGUGAAGGUCGUCCUUGAAUGCACCGGCUUCGAGAGCAGCAUUCACACUGGAAUUUAUUCGACACGCUUUAGUGGAAAAGUGUUUAUCAUUGGUGUUGGCAAGAGCGAACAAACUUUCCCAUUCAUGCACUUGAGUGCAAACGAGAUCGAUGUCAGCUUCCAGUUCCGAUACGCCAACCAGUACCCAAAAGCUAUUCGCCUCAUAGCUGGAGGCCUCAUCGAUGUCAAACCCCUCGUUACUCAUCGAUUCACUCUGGAAGACGCUGUAGCUGCAUUCCAUGUCGCAGCCGAUCCUUCGCAGGGUGCCAUCAAAGUUCAAAUUCAGGAUUAA